AUGGGUCCUCCUAUUGCAGCAAGGAGGUGGACCAAGAUGCGAAAGGGAGGGCGGGGAGAGGCACGACGCAAGGGCCGUCAAAACAGACGAAAAUCGGACAGCGGACGAGGGGAGCAAGGACAAGAGAAGAGGAAAAAGAAAACGGAAAAUCUCAAACAAGAAAUGCCUACACCCUCAAGACUGCACCCUCAAGACAGAAACAAACACCACCCUCUGGAGGUGCCCUGA
Sporothrix schenckii 1099-18 is the source of this 228-nucleotide messenger RNA. RefSeq lists its product as uncharacterized. The coding region runs from base 1 to 228 and encodes 75 amino acids. The record is from RefSeq and is a predicted model, not a curated record. Lineage: Eukaryota; Fungi; Ascomycota; Sordariomycetes; Ophiostomatales; Ophiostomataceae. The transcript has a single exon.